AUGUUCCAGAAUCUUCUUCUUUAUUUCAAUACGUGGCUAGGAAUCCGAAUCGAAAUGCAUCCAGCCUGUAUUCCCGCACUUAAAUUCAUUGAAAAAACACUUCCUGGAGUGCUAACAUGGUCCAAAUAUUUCACCUGGUGGUUCAUGCAUAUUCAGUUUCUGACUGCAGCUGUUCUAAGUGUUCACAGAAUAUCUUCUAUAUUUUUUCCAUUGAGAUAUGAGAAAUUCUGGUCUCAAUACUAUUUCAUUUUUGGUUUAGUCUUCUUCAUAUACAGCUUUUUGCCAACUCUUUUAUGGCUUGGAUUCGGAAACGAAGUCAGUAUUAUAAACGGAAUACUUUCAAAGAAGAGAAACUCCGAAAAUAUUGUGAAGGCCACUAAUGUAACAGCAGUAUUUUCAAUAAUUUAUUUUAUUGUUAUAUUGACUUUAGGACUAACCACGUCCAUACUGGUAUCGAGUAAAUUCAAAGCCGUCUCUUCUUCUUACGAAAACGUGGCGAAAAAACUCACCAGAAUUGCUCUAACAUAUUGUUUCGUCUACACUGGAAUCCUGAUGUGGAGUGUUAUCACUGCCAUGAAUUCAAAUCUGAACUUUUUACCGCUUUUCAUUGUUGCGAUCAAUCAAAACCUCCUAGUAUUCUCUUCGGAUUUAAUGACACUGUCACUACCAUACAUUCUGCUCAUCUUUGAUACAAACGUCAGGAAACAUGUCUUCCGACGGAAAACACCAGUAAAUUCCAACAACUUCGGUUUCACAAGCUUUCUAAUUUCUUCUUAG
Caenorhabditis remanei is the source of this 777-nucleotide messenger RNA. RefSeq lists its product as uncharacterized. Gene Ontology annotation, biological process: sensory perception of chemical stimulus. Gene Ontology annotation, cellular component: membrane. NCBI's taxonomy places the organism in Eukaryota, Metazoa, Nematoda, Chromadorea, Rhabditida, Rhabditidae. Gene Ontology annotation, molecular function: transmembrane signaling receptor activity. The transcript has 4 exons. The record is from RefSeq and is a predicted model, not a curated record. The coding region runs from base 1 to 777 and encodes 258 amino acids.